This is a messenger RNA of Schistocerca piceifrons (Central American locust), 1176 nucleotides long. RefSeq names its product mucin-1-like. The transcript is spliced from 2 exons. Lineage: Eukaryota; Metazoa; Arthropoda; Insecta; Orthoptera; Acrididae. The record is from RefSeq and is a predicted model, not a curated record. The coding region runs from base 1 to 1176 and encodes 391 amino acids.
AUGACCAGCCAGCCAGUCUCCCAGCGGUCCAAACAGUCAGCGGUCCAGCCAGCCAGAGGUCCAGCCAGCCAGAGGCCCAGCCAGCCAGAGGUCCAGCCAGCCAGAGGUCCGUCCAGCCAGAGGUCCGUCCAGCCAGCCAGAGGUCCGUCCAGCCAGCCAGCGGUCCGUCCAGCCAGCCAGCGGUCCGUCCAGCCAGCCAGCGGUCCGUCCAGCCAGCCAGCGGUCCGUCCAGCCAGCCAGCGGUCCGUCCAGCCAGCCAGCGGUCCGUCCAGCCAGCCAGCGGUCCGUCCAGCCAGCCAGAGGUCCGUCCAGGCAGGCAGCGGUCCGUCCAGCCAGCCAGCGGUCCGUCCAGCCAGCCAGCGGUCCGUCCAGCCAGCCAGCGGUCCGUCCAGUCAGCCAGAGGUCCGUCCAGCCAGCCAGCGGUCCGUCCAGCCAGCCAGCGGUCCGUCCAGCCAGCCAGCGGUCCGUCCAGCCAGCCAGCGGUCCGUCCAGCCAGCCAGCGGUCCGUCCAGCCAGCCAGCGGUCCGUCCAGCCAGCCAGCGGUCCGUCCAGCCAGCCAGAGGUCCGUCAAGCCAGCCAGAGGUCCGUCCAGCCAGCCAGCGGUCCGUCCAGCCAGCCAGAGGUCCGUCCAGCCAGGCAGCGGUCCGUCCAGCCAGCCAGCGGUCCGUCCAGCCAGCCAGCGGUCCGUCCAGCCAGCCAGCGGUCCGUCCAGCCAGCCAGCGGUCCGUCCAGCCAGCCAGCGGUCCGUCCAGCCAGCCAGCGGUCCGUCCAGCCAGCCAGCGGUCCGUCCAGCCAGCCAGCGGUCCGUCCAGCCAGCCAGCGGUCCGUCCAGCCAGCCAGCGGUCCGUCCAGCCAGCCAGCGGUCCGUCCUGCCAGCCAGCGGUCCGUCCAGCCAGCCUGCGGUCCGUCCAGCCAGCCAGCGGUCCUUCCAGCCAGCCAGCGGUCCGUCCAGCCAGCCAGCGGUCGGUCCAGCCAGCCAGCGGUCGGUCCAGCCAGCCAGCGGUAUUGAUGAUUGAGACUGUGUACUUUAGUGGGUGCAGGUAUUCAGAGAACCGGGACGAGUAUGACGAGCUUCUCACGAUAACACUGGAGGAGACAGGUGCCGGGGUGGCUGAACUGCUGGCGGACGCAGUAGGGAAAACAGCGGUUGGCGAGGACUGCAGGCACAAAAGAUAA